Molecule: messenger RNA, 687 nt
Organism: Fonsecaea erecta
Lineage: Eukaryota; Fungi; Ascomycota; Eurotiomycetes; Chaetothyriales; Herpotrichiellaceae
Product: 6,7-dimethyl-8-ribityllumazine synthase
Exons: 1
Coding region: 1-687 (228 amino acids)
Biological process (GO): riboflavin biosynthetic process
Cellular component (GO): riboflavin synthase complex; mitochondrial intermembrane space; intracellular anatomical structure
Molecular function (GO): 6,7-dimethyl-8-ribityllumazine synthase activity
Source: RefSeq, a predicted model, not a curated record
AUGGCGACGCUCAAGGGGCCUGGUGCUCCUCAAACACACGAUGGCUCCGGCCUGCGAAUUGCCAUCGUGCACGCCCGUUGGAACACCACCAUGAUCGAAGCCUUGGUCGGCGGUGCAAAGAAAGCCAUGCUGGCCCAAGGCGUGAAAGAGGAGAACAUUGUCAUCGAGUCGGUGCCUGGGUCGUACGAGCUUCCCCUGGCGGUCCAACGGAUCUAUGCGGCCUCUCAAAUACAGAGCACGGCGAGCGCAGUCGCAGGUGGCAUGGGCAGUCUCGCCAGCGGGAUUGGAGACCUUCUGGGAGGAAGCAACUCGACAACAGACCUUCAGGGAAGUCUACAGCCAGGCCCGCCAGAGCCUGAGAAAAAAGAUGUAAAAGGACUGAAGCAUACAUUUGACGCCAUAAUAGCCAUCGGGGUGCUCAUCAAAGGCGAGACCAUGCACUUCGAAUACAUCGCCGACGCUGUGAGCCACGGCCUGAUGAGAGUACAACUGGACACGGGUGUCCCAGUCAUCUUUGGUCUUCUUACAGUUCUGAACGAAGGCCAGGGUCUGGCUCGGGCAGGCCUAGAAGGAGGCACAGGCAAGGAGGCCAAGGGACAUAACCACGGAGAAGACUGGGGCAACGCAGCUGUCGAACUUGGAGUGAAGAGAAAGGGUUGGGGAGAAGGCAAGAUUGCCGGAACCUGA